Entamoeba invadens IP1 is the source of this 1110-nucleotide messenger RNA. RefSeq lists its product as hypothetical. The record is from RefSeq and is a predicted model, not a curated record. NCBI's taxonomy places the organism in Eukaryota, Evosea, Mastigamoebida, Endamoebidae. Gene Ontology annotation, molecular function: phosphatidylinositol binding; ubiquitin binding. The transcript is spliced from 3 exons. The coding region runs from base 1 to 1110 and encodes 369 amino acids.
AUGUCAAAAAAGUCUGUUCCUUUAAGCGAAAUAGUACAACAAGCAGUAAGCGACUUAAACCCGUCGCCACCCGUCCAACGAUUCCAAGUCCUUGCAAACCUCACAUUAAAGGUCGAAGCGUCGUGUAAGCCCCUUCGCUCGCAAAUGAUUGAGAAGAUGAAAAAGUACAUAGACAAGAACAUCAGCGAUAAAGAGAUGUUCUACGUCUUUUGUUUAUGCGACCAUUUAGUCGUUAAUUCGCACACAUUUAGAAAGCAAGUUUUGGACAUCGACUUCAUCAUGCUUCUUGAGACUAUUGGACAGUUUAAAAACAAACCGACCUUCACGAGAAAUAGAACGCCCGAGAACAUAGUGAAUAAAAUCAAAUCGAUGAUCCAACAAUGGGGCAAUAAGUUCCCAAAUGAACUCGCAGAGUACGAUUUCCUCUACGAGAAGUACAAACAACUUGGAAUUAAGUUUCCAGAAAUGUCCCCCGUCAAAGGAGUCAACCCAGCAAAUGCAGAACAACUCCCACAAGAUAUUAAAAAAUUGAUUGCGACGUGUAAAGUGAAAGAAAAGGAGAUCCAAGACACUAUUAAAUCAGCAACACACGUCGAAGAACUCAUUCAAUUGUACAGAGAAGUCACCGACUUGAAUUGCCAACUCGUCGACUCACAAACUAAAAUCAUCCAAAAGCGUGCACUCUACGACUCGGAAAAGGUCGACAAACUUAACGCUUUCGUCGAUAACUACCAAUCGUGUUUACAAUUACUCGCAAACCAAAUUAAUAUCAAUAGAACUUAUCACAUCACUACUACAGUCCCACCAGUAGAACACGGCGCAAGUCCUUUUGUCGAAAGUGAAAACCCAAAGGACAUCAUCGCAGAUAGACGUAUCGGGAUUCUGCCUGGAGAAAAGGCCCCUGUUAUUAAAAACCCAGUCGGACUGUUAAAACCACCCCCUUCAAAUGGAAUACCACUCAUCAGUCCCGUCCAUAGAACAGUGUCUAUGUAUGAAGACGAAUUUAACAAACAAGUCAUCGUCUCGUCCGAUUCGUAUUUCUCAACAGACUCUUUGGGAACAGAAAACGUCAAUGAAGAUACUGACUUCGAGACUCCAUAUCUGCUUUGA